AUGGCUCCAGUAGGUGUUCCAGGUCUCGUGUUGGGUGGCGGUAUCUCCUUCUUUUCGAACAAGGUGGGAUGGGCCUGCGACAACGUUGCUGCCUACGAAGUCGUUACAGCUUCUGGUCUCGUGGUAACCGCAACCCCAACGAAAUUUCCCGACUUGUUCUGGGCCCUUCGUGGGGGCGGUGGGAACUUUGGCAUCGUUACAAACUUCAAGCUCGAUGCGUUCCCACUUGGCCAAAUGUGGGGCGGUCAACGCAUCUUCACAGAGAACAACUUUACUGGCGUACUCGAUGCACUCUACAACUUCGCCGUUACAGGAUCCUCAAAGGACACUGACGCUGCUGAAAUUGUUUCUUUUGGAUUCGAGUCAAGUAUCGGAAAAAUGGCGAUCGUACAAACACACUACGCACGACCUGUCGCCGAUCCUCCCGUAUUCGCGGAGAUCAGAGCCCUCUCUCCCGUGAUGGAUGACACAGCAUUCGGCACGCUGGCCAACAUGACUAUGAAGAUGAACGGCGGUAGUGCUGAGGAAGAGCUUGGCAACCGCCAGACUAUGUGGGACGUGUCUCUCAAAGUCGACCGCGAACUCUACACCUAUCUCGUCGAUACCUAUUACACGUUGCUUCCGGACAUUCAAAACGUCGAAGGCCUUUCGCCGUAUAUCUCCAUUCAAGCCAUCACAGAAGGCCAACUCAAAGGCAUGCAGAAGAAUGGCGGUAAUGCGCUCGGUCUUGACGCCAGCAAGGGACCCUAUUUCAUCAUGAACAUGAGCGCCUGGUGGAACAAGGCUUCGGAUGACGCUGCUGUUCUCAGGUUCUUCUCCACUGUCAUGAACAAGGUCAAGGCUUAUGCGAAGAGCAAAGGUUUGGACAAUGACUACAUCUACAUGAACUACGCAAGCGAGUUUCAAGAUCCUCUGGCAAGCUAUGGAUCGGCGAAUGUAGCGAAACUGAUCGCUGUGAGCAAGAAGUACGACCCUGCUCAAGUGUUCCAGAAGCUACACCCAGGUUACUUCAAGUUGGGCCAAGGAGCGCCCAACAAGAACAUGCCAUGA
Molecule: messenger RNA, 1050 nt
Organism: Alternaria metachromatica
Lineage: Eukaryota; Fungi; Ascomycota; Dothideomycetes; Pleosporales; Pleosporaceae
Exons: 2
Coding region: 1-1050 (349 amino acids)
Molecular function (GO): flavin adenine dinucleotide binding
Source: RefSeq, a predicted model, not a curated record